AAAGAAGACACGUUCAUUUUUCAAAAACCAUACAAAACACACACUCUUGUGUCAAUAUGCAUCACCACACACCCACACUCACACCCACGCAUAUAUCUUAACUCUCUUCUUCCUUCUCCACAACAACUCAUCCUUCAUUCUUUCAAAAGACCAAUCUGCAUUUUGUCCAUGACAAACCAUCAUCAACAACAACAACAAGAUCAAAAUCAAGAUCAAGAACCCAUGGUUCCAAUGGAAUAUUCCAAGAAAAACCCUAAUCUUGAAACUACCCUCAACCACCAUCAUGUCCCACCAUCACCCUCAUCUUCUUCACAAGAUUUACAUCAUCAACAACAUAUGCAUAUUCCAAACAAAACCUAUGAAGACAAAGGGUUCAUCUUCAAGAAUACUAAUAAUAAUCAAGUGAUGAUCAAAAACCCUAAUUUUCUUUCUUCUUCUUUUUCUUCUUCUACUACACUAGCAGCCGGAGAAGGAUACACUAUGCCACCACCACCACCGCCACCACCAUCGCCACAACAUAUCAAGAAAACCCAUCAUCAACAUAAUAUUCAUGUAUCAAAGAAGAUAAAUGAAAAUGAAGGCGACUUCACCAUCAAGAACACUAGUAACAUUAAUUCUCUUGCUUGUUCUUCACCCGAUGAUGCGGACGGAAAAGAGGUGGAGGAGAGUGGAAGAGAUAAGUUAAAGAGGCACCGGGUUGAGAUGGCGGGUCGGGUUAGGAUUCCAGACAUGUGGGGGCACGAAGAUUUGCUCAAAGAUUGGAUAGAUUGUACGGUGUUUGAUUCUUCUUUAGGGAACAACUCCAUAAUGUCAGCUCGAGCUGCUUUGGUUCAAGAACGAAGAUCAACCCUAAGGAUACAGAAUUAAUUAAUGCUAGCUAGCUAAUUAUAUAACAAUAUUGGUCGAGUUUGGUUUAUUUAAAUGGUCAAACUUUCUUGUGUAUUAUCUUGAGAUGUCUACCAAGUUUCUGUUUUAGAUUAAUUAUGUAUGUAUUCUUUAGUGAAUUAUCGAUGAUAAAGUCAUAAAGUGAUAAACGAUAAAUAUUCGACAUAUAUUUAUGUUGUUUCUGGUGUUAAUUUUAAAUGAAUAAAACAGCUAGUUUCGUUUA
Molecule: messenger RNA, 1108 nt
Organism: Helianthus annuus (common sunflower)
Lineage: Eukaryota; Viridiplantae; Streptophyta; Magnoliopsida; Asterales; Asteraceae
Product: developmental and secondary metabolism regulator ve-1-like
Exons: 1
Coding region: 169-867 (232 amino acids)
Biological process (GO): blue light signaling pathway
Source: RefSeq, a predicted model, not a curated record